Messenger RNA from Poecilia reticulata (guppy), 3631 nucleotides. It is a transcript of the gene top1a, whose product is annotated as DNA topoisomerase Ia. Gene Ontology annotation, cellular component: chromosome; nucleolus. Gene Ontology annotation, biological process: chromosome segregation; DNA replication; DNA topological change. Lineage: Eukaryota; Metazoa; Chordata; Actinopteri; Cyprinodontiformes; Poeciliidae. Gene Ontology annotation, molecular function: DNA binding; DNA topoisomerase type I (single strand cut, ATP-independent) activity. The record is from RefSeq and is a predicted model, not a curated record.
UACCUCUUACACAAUCCUAUCUUUUCUUCAUUCUGCUUACAUCCAGCUCGUGUGCAGUUAUCCAGUCGUUUCUCACUUUUUAAUUUUGUUUUUAAACACAGAAGGCCUAGGAAAUGAGUGGGGACCAUUCCCAUAACGAGGACCAGAUUGACUAUGCCUCUCGGGCCAAUGACUCCCAUAAGCAUAAAGACAAGUACAAAGACAAGGAAUAUAAACAUAAGGAACACAAGAAAGACAGGGAACGGGAGAAGUCCAAGCAUGGCAACAGUGACCACAAGGACCUGGAGAAAAAGUUCAAGGAAAAGGAGAAAAUGAAGCACAAAGAUGGCAACAAAGACAAGCACAAAGAAAAGAGGAAAGAGGAGAAGGUGAAGCCCUUUGAUGGUAAAAUCAAGAAAGAAAAAGAAAACGGCUUUGCCAGCCCACCACAUGUGAAGUCUGAGCCAGAUGACGAUUACCACUCUCCUAAAUUCCAGAAGUCUCUUAAAAGAGAGCGAGACGAGGAUUAUGAAGCUGAAUUCAAGCCUAAAAAGAUAAAGACUGAAAACGAUAAGAAAGCCAAGAAAAGGAAACAAGAGGAUGAGGAUAUUAAGUCCAAAAAAACCAAAAGUAAAAAAGGAGAAGCUGCUGAUGGGAAGAAGAAAGCAAAGCAAGAACCAGAGGAGAAGUGGAAAUGGUGGGAAGAGGAGAGGUACACGGACGGCGUCAAAUGGAAGUUCCUCGAACACAAAGGCCCAGUGUUUGCUCCGCCCUACGAACCCCUGCCUAGCAAUGUCAAGUUUUAUUAUGACGGUAAAUCCAUGAAGCUGAGCCCAGAAGCAGAGGAAGUGGCUACGUUCUUCGCCAAAAUGUUGGACCAUGAGUACACUACCAAGGACAUCUUCCGUAAAAAUUUCUUUAAGGAUUGGAGAAAGGAAAUGACUUCUGAAGAGAAGUCCACAAUCACAGACCUGAAGAGGUGCAACUUCUCUGAGAUGAGCGAGUAUUUUAAGGCUCAGUCUGAGGCCAGGAAAGCCAUGACAAAAGAACAAAAACAGAAAAUAAAAGAAGAAAACGAGCGGCUGCUGCACGAGUACGGCUUCUGCAUCAUGGACAACCACAAAGAGCGCAUCGCAAACUUCCGCAUCGAGCCGCCCGGCCUGUUCCGCGGCCGAGGAGACCAUCCCAAAAUGGGAAUGCUGAAACGCCGCAUCCGGCCUCAGGACAUCAUCAUCAAUUGCAGCAAGGACUCCAAGUACCCCACGCCGCCUCCAGGCACUAAAUGGAAAGAGGUUCGCCAUGACAACAAGGUGACUUGGCUGGUUUCAUGGACGGAGAACAUCCAAGGUUCCAUCAAGUACAUCAUGCUGAACCCCAGCUCCAGAAUCAAGGGAGAGAAAGAUUGGCAGAAAUACGAAACGGCUCGUCGACUGAAGAAGUGUGUGGACCGCCUCAGAGCGCAGUAUCGGGAAGACUGGAAAUCCAAGGAGAUGAGGAUCAGACAAAGAGCCGUGGCGCUUUACUUCAUUGACAAGCUGGCUCUGAGAGCAGGAAAUGAGAAGGAGGAAGGGGAGACGGCGGACACAGUGGGCUGCUGCUCGCUGAGGGUGGAACAUCUCAAACUGCACCCAGAAAGUGAAGGUCAGGAGUUUGUGGUGGAGUUCGACUUCCUGGGUAAAGACUCGAUCCGCUACUAUAACAGAGUCCCUGUGGAGAAAAGAGUGUUCAAGAACCUUCAGUUGUUCAUGGAAAACAAAGAACCCGACGAUGACCUCUUUGAUCGUCUAAAUACUUCUAUCCUGAACAAACAUCUCCAGGAGCUGAUGGACGGCCUCACAGCUAAAGUUUUCCGUACUUACAACGCCUCAAUCACCCUGCAGCAACAGCUGAAGGAACUCACUAACGCGGACGACAACAUUCCAGCCAAGAUCCUGUCCUACAACAGAGCCAACAGAGCCGUGGCCAUCCUGUGUAACCAUCAGAGAGCUCCCCCAAAGACAUUCGAGAAGUCUAUGCAGAACCUGCAAACCAAGAUCGACGCCAAGAAGGAUCAGCUUUCUGAUGCCAAGAGGGAACUGAAGAGCGCCAAGGCCGACGCCAAAGUACGGAGAGAUGAGAAAUCCAAAAAGGCAGUAGAAACCAAGAGAAAGGCAGUUCAGAGGAUAGAGGAGCAGCUGAUGAAGCUGGAGGUUCAGGCUACCGAUCGCGAAGAGAACAAGCAGAUCGCCCUCGGCACUUCCAAACUCAACUAUUUGGACCCGCGCAUUUCUGUGGCUUGGUGUAAGAAGUGGGGCGUUCCCAUCGAGAAGAUCUACAAUAAAACUCAGCGUGAGAAGUUUGCUUGGGCUAUCGACAUGGCUGACGAAGACUAUGAAUUUUAAAUCCCAAUUUAUUUAUCUACGACGAACUUUUUUUUAUCGGAUACUUGUGUUUUUUAGCCUUCAUAAAUUUCGCUCAAUGGCCAGAAACCGAUGAGGAAUUUUAAAAGUUUGUGCAGGGAAAAAUAAACACAUGGAAGAAAUGAGGCCAUUUUUGACAGAUUUUUGUGGAUAGUCCAAAACAAAAACGACAACAAAAAAUCAUCUGAUCCAACGUCAGAUAACGAGACUGAACUGCAUCCUCGAUGGAGAGUCCAGGGCGUAGUCCCAGUAAUUUGAAGACUCCUAGACUUUUUUUUUUUUCUCUCUCUCCGUCCCUCCUCAGGGACAAAACUUGACAGCGCUUGAAUUUUGUGGUCCUAUCGCUACUGUGUUACGCAAAAAAAAGACUAAAAUAAAAAAAACAACCUGAAAUGCUUUGUACCAUUUUAUUUUUUUUUUUUGUUCACUCGCUCUGUAUUUUAGCCCCUACCAUGUAUUAUUGAUGAAUUCUAUAUUUUGUUAGAGAAAGUUAAAAUGAAAAGAAAUCCUUAAAUACACCCACGCGCCUUCGAAGAAAGUGGAAGCGGGUGUGUAUGCGUGUGUGUGUGCCUGCGUGUGUGUGUGUGUGUAUUCAAGGCUCGGCGGCGUGGAAGCUGUCUGGGUGAAUAUUUUAAACUGGACUGUUGAGAGUAAGAGAGGAUGUCUGAGCAGGCAAAGGGGGGGUAAUAUUGCAUCCAUGUCAAUAUUUACUUAGGCGAGUAGAAUGUGAAUAUAUUAUUUUACAGUUUCUAUCAGGGACUUUUUUUUUUCUUUUUUUGUUACUUCACUGUAAAUGUGAAUCCAUCAUGUUUUGUUUUAUUUCCCUCUUGCAAGCGUCCUCUCAAUCUCUUAAAUUUUAUUUUAUUUUCUGGGUAGUUUAGCAGGAAAAAAUAGAAACCUCCCACGUCUCUUACUUGAACACGAUUUCUAGUCAGCAGAUGAAAUGUCUACCCCUCCCUGUGGAGGUUUGAGGGAUGUCAACUUUGCCAAAAAAAAAAAGAAAUGAUGAAAGUCACCAAGCUGUUACAGUGCAGGAAAGUUUUAACUGUGUGAUUAAUAAUGAUGUAACAUUUAAUGUGAAAUAUCAUUUUAUUCCACUUCUGUCCCACUUCUGACAGGAAGCGUUGAUGUAAGCUGCUGUAAAGUACACAUCCUACUCCUGUCUUACCUUUUAUGUCAUAGCCUUUGAUCAUGUUUUUGAAUUUUAAACUCAUUGUAGGUUGGAAAAAACAAUAAAAUCCUACAAAUCAAAA